AUGCUUUUGUACUGAGAGAGAGUCGAAUCGAAUCCAUUUUGCCUUCUAAAUGUUAGUAGGCGUGAUGCUCUGCUACCGAUUAGUUCUGUCUGUCUGUUCGAUGUGAUCAGGGAUCGACGCAUGCGUCUACAUUUCGAAGUCUCGCGCCAAACUCUGUGUUGACGUUUUGGUUUAGCCCGAUUACUGCUUUUGGCUUUUUUCUUUGUUUUGUUUUCAUUUAACUGUCGCUAAUGGACACACAGUCCUACAUGCCUGUUCCUCCGGGGGUCGGGAUGGAGGAGAACUACUUCUCCCUGGACGACAUUUUGCUGUCGCACGAGCGGCUGCCCUGUAGAAGCGACACAGCGUUCCCCAAACUCGGGUUCCUGGAGAAAUCUGGAGAAACACACGAUAUUCCAGAGGGUACUAAGUUGGAAAUGCCUCUGUGGUUGGCGAAGGGUCUGUAUGAGAGGAAGAGGCACGUGAUCUCAGUGGACCUGCCGAAAGUGUACCGUGAGGGAUGGAGGACGGUGUUUGGUGCCGACGCCAACGUGGUGGAUCUUCACAAGAUGGGUCCUUAUUACUACGGCCUGGGCUCGCAGAUGCUGCACUUUGAGAAUGCGGAGAACACAGAGAUCGCACAGUCUAUCCUACAGACAUUUAUCGGCCGCUUCCGUCGCACCAUGGACUCAUCUCAGAAUGCCUACAACGAAGACACGUCUUUGCUUCUGGAGCGACUGGACUGCCUGGAGAGGGCGCUGUUCCGCUCAGGCCAGAACGGCCUUAACGCCUUCCAGCUGUGGGAGAGAGGAAGAGCGUCACAGCUCACCGCCUCCAGCCUGGUUACUAACUACCGCAAAAGGAAGAUCACUGAGCUGCAGUCCUGAGCAGUCGAGCACAGAGCAGAGCGAGGGUUAGAUGUACGUGUGUGAGAGAGGAGAGAGGUACAGGUAGGCUGAGCAGCAGAGCACAGAGACACUGAUCAGAGAAACUGUGUGUGAGAGAGAAUAUAUGAAUGUUAUAUCUUCAGUGCAGUUCAAAUUACUUUUAAUAAAGGUAAGCCUUUGUUUUGUAAUGAUGGGUGGCUUGAAUAUUGUGCAGUUUUUGUCUUUGACUCAACAAAAAACACUAAUUUCUUAUGAGGAUGUAAAAAAUACAGCAACAACAAACAAACACAAAAAACAGCAGAAUUACUAAAUACAGCCCAAAUAUUUCAAUAUAGAAUCUUAAGGUUUUCCUUUAAGUAAGAUACAUGGCCUUCAUUUUGGUCAGUCUCUGUAAAAAAAAAAAGUUUUAAUAUUUAAUUUGGUGUCUAUUCUAACCAAAUCUUUCAUACACUGAAUAUUUCAAGGUGUUCAUCAUAAUGUCCUGAAAUAAGAGCUGCAUCGUUUGUCCAGCAGAGGGUGUGUGUAGUGUGUAGUGUGUAACUGUGUUUAUGCUCUUGUGCAGAAGACCAAAGUUAAAUGUCAUUUAGACACUAAAUACACAGAGGCAUGUGUGUGUCAGCAGUAACUUAUACACAGAGUGUUUGUGUUUGUUCAUUUGGGCACUAGUGACCUUUCAGCAGGGUCGUCUGAGGUUUGUGUAUUAAAGGUGACAUUCAGAUAUUGCCAGUGUUACCAGAUUUGGAAGGGAACUGUUUACAUGCCCAAAUUUUCAUUUGCUUCAAUAAACCAAACAAAUUUCCACAUCCUUCUUUCUCUCGGACAAUACAAGCAUUAAACAGUCCCUGGGAAUUAAACAGAUGUGUGACAGGGAGGUCAGCGCUGUGAUUUCUGUUAUGGAGGUUAUCGACGUUAGCCUCUGGCUUAUUGAUCACACAAUCACUGCAGUCUGUCUGAACCACCACGCUUUGUUAGACCAAGCAGAUUUUAUUGACUUUUACAGAAAAAAAUGUUCAAUUAAAGAGAGGGCUGUUCAGUGUCCCAGUUCUUCUGUUAUGUCACGAGUUAAUUUGAUGUUCUGCUAUGUAAUUUGUUAAGCCAUGCUGCUUGUAUAAUGCUUGUAAGGCAAAGUGGGGUAUGGGGACCGUCAGGGGCGUGGAAAGCGUAGCUGAAGGUUUGGUGAAUUUAACAUGAAUCAAAACAGUUUUAUUUAUUCUGCAGUUCUUCAUCGAUUAGCCGAAUUGACUGGUUGCUUGAAUUGAAUGGGUUUAGUGCAGGCUUAUGUAACAAGUGUCCGAUAAAUAAUCUCAACCUCAGCGGGAAGGUCGUGAAUAAAAAGCUCUACAGACAACAUCUUAUUCUACACAACAGAGUAGUUGUUGUCUUUCUGUGUCAACACAAAAGAUCAGCCGAUCCACAGAAUUGGACUGCCCUUCCUGACUCAAUCCUCCCAUUUUAUUCAGGCUUGGGACCGGCACUGGGAGUUGACCCUUCAGUGGCUGGGUUGGGAAUCGAACCCGAGCCGCAGCAGUACUCUGUCGCUGGAUCACCGGGAACAUAUUGUACACAAUAAAGUA
This is a messenger RNA of Hemibagrus wyckioides, 2440 nucleotides long. It is a transcript of the gene gins3, whose product is annotated as GINS complex subunit 3. The record is from RefSeq and is a predicted model, not a curated record. Gene Ontology annotation, biological process: mitotic DNA replication initiation. Bases 231 to 866 code for a protein of 211 amino acids. The transcript is spliced from 3 exons. NCBI's taxonomy places the organism in Eukaryota, Metazoa, Chordata, Actinopteri, Siluriformes, Bagridae. Gene Ontology annotation, cellular component: GINS complex.